CUCCAACAGGAAAUGACCGAGCUCUGUUGCGAUAAAUAUUCCCACCCAGCCUUGUCAGCCUGUCACCGUUUCACAUCACAAUCUCACCGCUAACAACAAUGAAGCCAACCAACGCGAUCCUCUCUGUGCUCGCCUCGCAGGCGACGGCGCAGCUCAUCGACAUUCGGAUAGGCGACACCGCCAGGCUCGACAUAAUGCGCCAAGCAGCUGAAGCCCAAGUCAACGGCAAUACGGCCAAAGCUCACGAAUUAAUGGAUCAAAUCCGCAUCGCAGAUGCUGCGCACGAAAAGUCUCUCUGGAAGACAGAUUGUCGCGUCAGCUCUCAGUUCGAAGCUGAGAUCUACACCGUUCAAGAUCCCUCGCGCGCACCUAAGGAAAUCGCAUGGGCGAUGAACUUCCUCGAUAAUCACUGGAAGACAGACGACGGUCGUGAUCUUCCGUACCCUGGGGAUUUUGAUCGCUUCAUGCAUCCCGAUGGAUUCAGGGUUAUGCGGACUGAUUAUAAGAAUCUUCCUUGGGCGGUACGCAAGUAUCAUGAGGAGCUUGUCAAGGAGGGUAAGCAGAUGGAGCGCAAGUUCAUCGCUGAGAUUGAUGGGAGUGCCUUCUUUGCGCCGGGUGUUGUUACGUGGUUGGCGCCUUUGUUUGCGGGGAGUAAGGUUGAGCCUGGCAAGGAUGCUUGUGAGGAUGAUCUUGUUGACUUUAGCAACUGGGAUAAGAAGAAGCAGGCGGGUGAUGGUGUCAGGUAUACCUUUGGGUAUGGUGGUAAGGUCCAGAUUGGAGAUCAUAUCACGGUUGAGUUGCACGCUCAGAGGUCUUCUAAAGAAGGUGCUAAGAAGGAAGCCGAGGAGACUCGAGGAGAUGAGGAGACUGAGGGAACCGAGGAGCUGUAGAUUGAGAGCGCGCUGUAAUUGCAUGUGGCUUCUUGUGACUGGGAUGGACUGUUCUCAUUUUAUGUAUUUGUCUUGAUGUUUUAACGAUAUGAAGUAACGAAUUUCUGUUUGUCAAUGAUCAGAAGUAAGAAUCGUCUAUCCAUGCCUGAAAGUUCCCUCAGAGCAUGCCAGCGAACUCACAACUUUGCUCCUCUCGAUUUUCUAGCCUCCCUCUCCCUAUCCCUCAGCUUGCGUCUCAAGAUCUUCCCAGUCGGACUUUUCGGUAUCGCAUCGAUGAACUCGACUCCGCCCUUCAGCCACUUAUACCUAGCUUUAUGCUCCUCAACAUAGCGCUGGAUAUCCCGCGCCAGCUCCUCAUCAGACUGAUAUGCAUGGUUUGCUUUGACUACGAAUGCUUUUGGAACCUCUCCAGCUCUUGCAUCGGGAAUCUGAAUGACUGCGCAGUCGCUCACGGCGGAAUGGGUGAGAAGGUGUGACUCGAGCUCUGCAGGCGCGACUUGAUGGCCCUAUUCAUAUGGUCAUCAGUGAGGCGAGAAAGGUUGGAGAUGAUACUUGUUGCUAACCUUGACUUUGAUGAGCUCCUUGACUCGAUCAACAACGACAAAAUGUUCGUUCCCACUCUCAGACAUGCGAACCAGCACCUCAUCACCCGUUCGAAUCCAGCGGCCGUUACCAUCUUCGAAGAAGGUCUCAGCAGUAGCCUUUGGGUUGUUGAAAUAACCAAGAGAAACAGUUGGGCUUUGGAUAAGCAGUUCACCUGGCUUUUCGUAUUCAGUGAUCUCUUGUCCAUCAGGGUCAACGAUCCUGGCCUUGGCUGCAGGAAGCAAUGAUCCCGUUGUGCCGACUUGUGUA
Messenger RNA from Fusarium odoratissimum NRRL 54006, 1742 nucleotides. RefSeq lists its product as uncharacterized. The record is from RefSeq and is a predicted model, not a curated record. The coding region runs from base 99 to 890 and encodes 263 amino acids. The transcript has 2 exons. Lineage: Eukaryota; Fungi; Ascomycota; Sordariomycetes; Hypocreales; Nectriaceae.